UAACUUGCGAAAUCAAUGAACACUGCCUUGACCCAUCGCGACCUCAAUGCGUGGACGGAUUCUGUGCUAAAAAACCAACGACAGCUACGUCUACUACAACAACAACGACGACGACGACCCCAACAACGACGACCACAUCAACACCAAUACCAACUCCAAUAACAACAUUUAUAUAAAGAUUUUUACAUUGACAACGCACAAGUAUUGGACAUUUUACAUAUCACAUUUCCCAAUCUUUAAAUGCAGUUUAUUUAACCUGAUAACAACAAAAGAGGCACGUCAUUCGAAGUUGGAAAAUAGUGAUUCAUUACGGCCGGAGGUUUUAGGGAUAGUAACAGUGGAACUGUAAGCCAGGUGAUUUGUCCAUUUGGGAGCUGGACAGAAGCCAUGUCUAAGAUUCACAUAAAUGGAGGCAGUAUGAUGAUGGUAUCGAACACUAAACCUGGUUAUGACCUAGUCCGAAAGGUAAUGGUGAAAGUAAUUAUCUCCCGCAUACGAAAUAUCAACUUGGUAGAAAGCAGUUUCUUGGCAGACUUUUACAUCGUUACAAAAUGGGAGGAACCAAAGCUGAAUGGUAUAUCGAUAAACGAUGUCCUUAAUCUGGACGACUUUUGGAAUCCAAAACUUCAGAUGGAAAACAUAAUCGGGGAAAUAACAGAGACAAGGGAACGUUCGUUUGAUUUAGACGCCAGAGGAAAUGCAAUCAUCACAGAUAAAUGUCACAUUAUUGGAACGAUCUCCCACAAUUUCCAACUCCGACAAUUUCCAUUCGACAAACAGGAUAUCACAUUGAGCUUUACGUCUAAACAUCCCAUUGGUCGGUUUGAAUUUAUUCAGUCUGACGUCAGUUUCAUCCAAAACCCGGAUGAGCAAUCCCCUGACUGGAAGAUAGCUAAAUAUUUGGAACUUAGAACUGGUUCAGUAUAUGACGAGAUCCAUCAAGUGAACAGAGACAGUUUGAAAAUAACGUUGAAAAUACUUCGUAAGCCAGAUUACUAUAUACUCAACUAUUUUCUCGUUAUGUUUCUAAUCUGCAUUGGUAUACCUCUGACAUGGAUGAUGGACGUACUGAGAUUGCACCACGUUAGAAUGAGUUUGUCAUUUUCCAUCACGUUCUCAGCUCUAGGCUUCAAAUUUAUCAUAGCCGAAACCCUUCCCAAGAUACCCUACAUGACGUAUAUUGACAUUUACAUUUUAAUUGCAUUGAUAAGUAACCUGUCGGUUGCUACAUGGCAUGGCGCGACCUACCUCAUUAUAGAUGAUGAAGCCAAGAAAACAGCCGACAAUUAUGCAAUGUGGAUCGCACUAGGAGCUUUCACUGUGUAUCAUAUCAUCUACUACGGAAUAAUGGCAAUUUGUUACAUCCGACAUAAGAGGGAAUUAGAAGAAAGUGAAAAGAAACACCAGAGACGAGUGGUUCGGGAUCCACAGCGGAUGAUUGGCCCGUCAAUGCCUGUUAUGGAAGACAAGGUCACACAGAACCCUUUGUUUAACUCAAGGCCAAGCAGGGAAUUCCUUGUGCCCUCGCAUAGAUGAACCUUUCUAUUGGUUGAGAGAAAAACGAUGCGCCAAAAAUACGAACGCUUGGUGGAGAUGUACGUUAGUACAUGAUAAAUCGUCAAAUCUGAUUUUUUAACUUAA
This is a messenger RNA of Owenia fusiformis, 1641 nucleotides long. NCBI's taxonomy places the organism in Eukaryota, Metazoa, Annelida, Polychaeta, Sabellida, Oweniidae. The record is from the annotation of a GenBank genome assembly.